GCGCAUGUUAAGCAGGAAGCGGAAAUUAAAGGGUUCUUUACCAUGUUGAUUUGUGUAUGUUUCACUUGUUUUGUCUGCUGUUUCAAUCUCAUCGUUAAUUAGCUUAUAAUUUAGAUGAAUUGCUGGCGUAGUUUACACACGGGGAAUGACUUUACUGAAUCAACUUGACAUCUAUAUACCAUUUGAAUUUAUACGGAAAUGUGUGGAGAGCAGCCACGAAGGCCGCCCUGUUUUGUGGUCGGGUUCCAUCAAUGACAUCGUGGCUUCGGACAAGACGUCAGAUCAUCUCUUAUCUCAUCCGAUGUCUUCUGAACCUAAAGAAGAUGACUCUAAUAUUGACAUCAUGCAAACUGCAAAAGUCCAGACUGCAAAAGGUUCUGAAAAUAUGCUACAGAUGUCAUUUUCAGAAAUACAGCUACAGGUCAUGGAAGGUCGGUGUGGUUUCUGUUUAAGCAAUGUUACUCAGAAUAAAACUGCUUCAUCACUUCAAAUCUGUCCGUCAUCAAACCUGAAUAAGCAAUUAGAUUCUGAACCUUAUAUAGUUAAACUAUCCAAAUUAUCACCCACUUCUACAGUGACCUCCCUUAUUAAUUACGUUGCAUCUUUGAAUGAUUCUGGAAACUCUUGUGAUCUAAACAAUGGUGCUGGCAUCACUGAAACACCUCCUGUAAAUUCACUUGACUCUGAAAAUUCAGAAGAUUUACAGAAAUUAGUUACGCUAAAUCAGUCAAGUGAGCAAGAAGAAACAGAGAAAGCAGAUCAUUCUGAUGCAUCUUUAAGCAAGAUAUCUUCACAAGAUCUUCAAGCGUCAUCAUUGUCCCCACUGAAAACAUCUUCAAAAGUUCUUCACAAUGAAGAAAUUAAUGAAAGUAGUUCAUUUUAUGAGUUACCUCAGCAAGUUUCUCAAAGUACAUUUUUGAAUUGUUCCGUAAGUGAGACAAAUGCAGAAGUGCUGCACAAUGUGAGAACAACUGCCGAUGAUCUAAAAAAAAAUUUGGUUUCCACGGAAACAGAAGUCUGUGAUUCUUUCAUCGAAGCUCAAAACUUGGUUGUGAAACCUCACAAGAAACGAGGCCGCAAACCAAAACAGAUGCCAAAUAAGGCAGAGUGUAAUCAAAAUAAGAGUGAGUGUGAUCCAAAAGAAGCUCAUUUGGUGACUCGUCAAUCAAAACGCAUUAUGUUACGUGGAGCGAAACAUUUAGCUAAUCAAGGAAAGAAGGGUAGCAAUGUUGUUGCCUCUGAAAUCCCCAAGUCAAAAGUUAUUGACGUAUCUAGUAAUAUUAUGCAACCUUUAGAAAGUACAGCUGUAGAAAAUAUUACAACCUCAGGAAAGAGUACAGAACAUAUACAAGCUGAUGAUGUAACAGGAUCAAAUCUUUCAACAACAGCAGCCAUAUAUGAUAAACUUGAGCUUAUUUCCAGCAAACAGAAGAACGAUACAGGCAGUGGCAAAAUGCACAAACCAGGACGUAGGAAAAGGAAUAAUGUGCGUGUCGUUCAAUGUCGUUAUUGCCAAAAAAUGUUCUGUGACUACACUGGUGUGGAUGAACAUGUGAAGAAAUUUCAUGCAGAUGAGUCUGAUUUCUCUGAAUAUGUAACUGAGCUGAAGAAACUAAAAGUAGUCAAGUGUAGUAAGUGUGACGCUACUCUUCAGAACCGAUAUUUGCUCCAAGACCAUGAAGACCGUGUUCAUUUCCAAGUUGAUUCUCAAAUAUGUAGCCAAUGUGGCAAGUCUUACAAGAAUUUGAAAAGCCUCCGGAAUCAUGUGCAUUCUGUUCAUUAUGUCAAAGGAAAAUCUAACUUAUGCCAUUUGUGUCCUGCUAAAUUCAAGUGGGCUGCCACUCUCAAGCAGCACAUUCAAGAGAUCCAUGAAGGAAUCCGCCAAUUCUCUUGUCCAACAUGUAAAAAAGAAUUUUAUAGGAAAUCUCAACUAAAUCGUCACAAAAGAAUUCACGGUUCAGAUAUAUCUAAGAUGAUUGUCUGCAAACAGUGUAAUAAAAGCUUUUGGUUUGAGAACAAUUAUAUUCGACACAUGCGAAUUCUUCAUCAGCCUCAAAAGGAACUGUUUCACUGUUCUUACUGUGGGAAAGGGUUUAGUCAAAAGGCAAGUAUGGUUGCACAUGUUCAGUUAUUACAUUUUAAUUUAUACACUUUCACUUGCAAAAUCUGUAAUAUGGGUUUCACUAGAUCCAAAACGUUGCGAGCUCACAUGACACAAGUUCAUAAUGAUACUGAUUUUGUUGUGACAAAUUCUCAGCGCAACCGAUUCAAAUAUAACCGAACUGCCGAAGAUCUCCUUUAUUGUACAUAUUGUAAGACAGGCUUUUACUACAAAGCCAAACUUGUUGAGCAUAUACAUCAGGAACACUUAUCAUACUUCCCUCAUCGUUGCAAUAAAUGUAAGCAAGGUUUCCUUGAAAAGAAAUUUCUUGAAAACCACCUUAAGAAAGCACACAAUAUUGAUGAAAGUAUAAAUUCAGAGAUGGAUACGUCUAAUGAACAACCUGCUGAAGAUAUACCUGAAGAACUCCCUAAAGAUGACAUUAAUUCUUCUGAAGAGUGCUGUGAAGAAUUACUGCCAGCUGCAGAGGGUAGCAAUUACGAUGUACCAACAGCACCGUUAUUAGUAGAGGUGUCGAAUGUAGACAAUACAAUACAUUAUUUGAUUCAGCAUACUGACCAGGAACAUGACUCUGAGAAUAACCAACAAGUGAUUGAGAACAUUGCUAGCCUAUUAUUGGUUGCUGAACAAGCAUCUAAUAAGGAAUCUUUACCAAUGGUUAAUAUGCAGAACCAAACGGAAUUCUUUCAACAGCUGCAAUACAAUGAUACAUUUCAAAACUGAUCACCUGUUGACAUUUAGAUAUCACAGGUAAUUUCAGGGACUUCACCAACAGUUUUAUAAAAUAUAUACUAAUAUA
Molecule: messenger RNA, 2921 nt
Organism: Octopus sinensis (East Asian common octopus)
Lineage: Eukaryota; Metazoa; Mollusca; Cephalopoda; Octopoda; Octopodidae
Product: zinc finger protein 287-like
Exons: 2
Coding region: 146-2845 (899 amino acids)
Biological process (GO): regulation of transcription by RNA polymerase II
Cellular component (GO): nucleus
Molecular function (GO): DNA-binding transcription factor activity, RNA polymerase II-specific; RNA polymerase II transcription regulatory region sequence-specific DNA binding
Source: RefSeq, a predicted model, not a curated record